Messenger RNA from Notolabrus celidotus (New Zealand spotty), 1270 nucleotides. RefSeq names its product cytochrome b5 (gene cyb5a). Gene Ontology annotation, cellular component: membrane; intracellular membrane-bounded organelle. The transcript is spliced from 5 exons. The record is from RefSeq and is a predicted model, not a curated record. Gene Ontology annotation, molecular function: heme binding. NCBI's taxonomy places the organism in Eukaryota, Metazoa, Chordata, Actinopteri, Labriformes, Labridae. Bases 35 to 664 code for a protein of 209 amino acids.
UGUCAUACUGUUGUUAAUUGACAGAAGCCCUCUGAUGAUCCUCGGGACUCUCCUGCUGAUAGAGAGUGGGUUAAAUGUCGGUGUGUUUGUGCAGAGUCACGGUCCUGGCAGGCUCGGGGUGAUUAUACAACCACACACAGAUCCUUUAGCUGCUGCUGCUGCUGCUGCGGCUGUCCACUUCCUGCUGCUGUUUGCUGUCAGACUGUCUCAGACUGUCUCAGACGGUUUCAGGUUUCAGGGACGGAUCAUGGCUGAACAGGAGGAGAAGAGCCCUGCUGGAGUCAAAUACUACAGGCUGUCAGAGAUCGAAGAGCAGAACUCCUUCAAGUCAACGUGGAUCAUCAUCAACAACGAAGUCUACGAUGUCACCAAGUUUCUGGAGGAGCACCCCGGAGGAGAGGAGGUGCUGAGGGAGCAGGCGGGAGGAGACGCCACAGAGAGCUUUGAGGACGUCGGACACUCCACCGACGCCAGAGAGAUGUCCAAAGACAUGAUCAUCGGAGAGCUGCACCCGGACGACAGAGAGAAGAUCGCCAAACCUGUGGAAUCUUUGGUGACAACUUUGCAUGACGAGUCCAGCUGGUGGUCUAACUGGGUGGUCCCCGCUCUGGCAGCCGCCAUCGUCACGCUGUUGUAUCGCAUCUACACCCAAGAGAGCGAGUGACAUCAUCAGACAAGCAGCUGUGAUGUCAUCAACAACCCCUCGUCAGCCAGUCAAACGUCCCAACAUUUGAUUGACGGCUGCACCGGCCAAUGGCAGCGCAGCGUGUUUAGUGGAAGAGUGGACUGACCGCUGCAGGAACAUCUGAUCCACGAUGAAGGCGUCAGUGACUCUCUGCUGCCGCUCUCCUGCCUCAGCACUACAUUACCCAUCAUGCAGUUGAACCAACCAAUCACACGGCAUUAUAUUAAUGAAGUCAUUACGUUGUUGAAUAUCCGAGACAUUUGAGAUGUUUUAUAAAAUCUGUGAUUUAUAAUCUUGUAGAUAUGCAGUGGAUGUAAAAUAAUUUGUAUCUUUUGUAUCUUUGAAUGUAACUUUAUAAAUAUGCAAUCAGCAGCUAACAGAGCGUCACGGCGUCACGGCGUCACGUGACUCAGCUCACAUCCUAACGUGUAACUCUGAUUACGUCCUGAGGAAACGUGUGAAGUUUUUAAUGACCGCUACGAAGCUACAGGUGCUUUUAUGAGAAUUUAAAAUACUCACUUCAUGUUUGAUUUUAAAAACGACUGCUUUCCAUGGUUCAGUUAAAGAUUGGAUUUGUUCAAACUG